AACCCACCCCCCCCUCCGAUCCUUCCGGUCUCAACCACGUCCACAACCACCGCCGGCUCCGUCCAAUCCCAGGCCCCGAUCGCCACCCCAGCCUUCCGCGCCUUCCUCACCCACAUCUCGGAAAAUCUCCGCAACGGCCUCUCCCAGCGCCGCCCCUGGUCCGAGCUCUUAGACCGCUCUGCCUUCGCCAAGCCCGAGUCGCUCUCCGAAGCCACCGGCCGCGUCCGCAAGAACUACUCCUACUUCCGCGUCAACUACCUCGCCACCGUCGCUCUCAUCGUCGCCGUCUCCCUCUUCACCCACCCCUUCUCUCUCCUCGUCCUCCUCGGCCUCCUCGCCGGCUGGCUCUUCCUCUACCUCUUCCGGCCCUCCGAUCAGCCCCUCGUCAUCUUCGGCCGCACCUUCUCCGACACCCAGACCCUCUGGGGCCUCAUCGCCUUCUCCAUCUUCGUCGUCUUCCUCACCUCCGUCGGAUCCCUACUCAUCUCGGCUCUCCUCGUCGGCGCUGCCGUCGUCUUCGCUCACGGCGCCUUUAGGGUUCCCGAGGACCUCUUCUUGGACGAGCAAGAGCCUACAGCCUCCACUGGCUUCCUCUCCUUCCUCAACGGCGCUGCCUCCAAUGUCGCUGCCGCCACAGCCCCGGCCGUCAUCGCCGCUCGCGGUUGAUCUUAUCUAUCUCCUCCCCAUUGUCGUUGAAUCGCGCUCAAGAUGAUGAUGGUAUAAGUAGUUAAAUUCAUAUUAUAGUUUGUUCUCAGACAACAAAAAAGAAAAAAGUAAUAAUAAGGUUGACGUUUUUGUCCUACAAACAUAUUUAGGGUGGGUUUUGUUGUGCGCAAUUUGUAUGGAUCUGUGUAUCUUCGUUCUAAUUUAGAUAGAAAAUUCAUGUUUUUCCAUGGUUCUUCGGUGGAUCUAUCAAUCGAACUUCUGUCCCUCUAUUUCUUGAUUUGAUUUUGUCGAGUACAAAUUGUAACUGCCACAGAUCAUUGAUAUAAAUGAUUCUUUUUGUUCUACUCUCUG
This is a messenger RNA of Prunus mume (Japanese apricot), 1017 nucleotides long. RefSeq names its product prenylated RAB acceptor 1.B4 (gene PRA1.B4). Lineage: Eukaryota; Viridiplantae; Streptophyta; Magnoliopsida; Rosales; Rosaceae. The record is from RefSeq and is a predicted model, not a curated record. Gene Ontology annotation, cellular component: Golgi apparatus; endoplasmic reticulum. Gene Ontology annotation, biological process: vesicle-mediated transport.